AAGAAAAAUGCACUGAGAUAAAGGACUAUUGAAAUAUGGAGAAAUAUUCCAGUUUCUUUCACCUUUCCUGCUUAAUUGAAUGUAUGUGUGCAUGCAUAAGUUUGUGUAUUGUAUAAAACUUAUUCAGCUGCUUGCAAACUCAGUGGUGUGCUCCUUUUUUAAAGUGUGUGUAGAAUUGUGUCUGUUACACAAAAUGUGUGUGUCUUAUUCUCCAUGUGCGUUUGUUCUGUCAAGGAAUCUAUACUAUAUGUACUUUCUUAUGCUUGCCUUUGAAUUUAAGCCACUGAACUUCCUUGAUGUUUUUUCUUUUGGCAUGUGGGUCUGAUUUGGAUUUUUUUUCUAGACUUUCUUUGCAUGCUCAGUUCGUUUGAAGUUUGGCUCUGUUAUAAGGCCAUUGUGCAGAAGGAUGGCGUCCUAUCCACUUUAUUCUGCACUCUCAUUGAUCCUUUUGCUUUUCACCACCCUCUCCCCUGUUCUUGCUGGAAUGGACACUUGUUAUGACGAGGAGGGCAUCCCAAAUCGCUGUUUGCCUAAAUUUGAAAAUGUGGCCUUCAACCAGUCCGUGAUAGUUUCAAAUGUAUGCGGCAUCCCAGCUGAGGACUAUUGCAUGCAAACAGGGUCCACACGCUCAUGUCACUACUGUGACACCUUGGACUUAGAAUUGAACCACAACGGCACUUACCUGACAGACUUCCACACAGACGAAAAGCCAACCUGGUGGCAGAGCCAGUCCAUGUUCUAUGGAGUUCAGUAUCCUAAUUCAGUCAAUCUCACACUACAUCUUGGCAAGGCUUUUGAGAUCACAUACAUCCGUUUAAAGUUCUACACCAGCCAGCCAGAGAGCUUUGCCAUCUACAAGCGAACAGAGGAGAAUGUACCAUGGCAACCAUAUCAAUAUUACAGCGCUUCCUGUCGUAAGACUUACGGGAAGGACAAUAAGGGCUUCAUAAAGCCAGGACAGGAGGAGAGGACAGCACUCUGCACAGACGAGUUUAGUGACAUCUCCCCGCUAACUGGUGGAAAUGUGGCCUUCUCCACAUUGGAAGGACGGCCCAGUGCCUACAAUUUCGACCAGAGUCCUGUGUUACAGGACUGGGUGACAGCUACAGAUAUCCUCAUCUCUCUGGACAGGCUGAACACAUUUGGGGAUGAAUUCUUUAAAGAUCCCAAAGUGCUUCGCUCAUAUUUUUAUGCCAUAUCUGACUUCUCUGUGGGGGGCAGGUGCAAGUGUAACGGGCAUGCCAGUGAGUGCCUGACAGAUGAGGAGGGUAGUUUGGUGUGUGCAUGUAAGCACCACACUGCAGGGGUGGACUGUCAGCACUGUGCCCCAUUUUACCAGGACCGCCCAUGGGCCCGGGCCACCGCUGAUUCAGCCAACCAGUGUGUGAAAUGCAACUGCAGUGGUCUUGCUGAUGAAUGUGUGUUUGAUGUGAAGCAGUACCGCAGCACAGGAAGUGGGGGGCGCUGUAUAGGCUGCAGAGAAAACACAGCUGGGCCUCACUGUGAGCGAUGCAUAAAGCACUUCUAUAGAUCAUUACUGCAGCAGACCUGCCAAAGCUGCAACUGUAAUGCUAUGGGCUCUGUGAGUUUGCAGUGUGACGCAAAUGGAGUGUGUGUGUGCUGGCCAAGUGUGACUGGUGUGAAGUGUGACAUUUGCAUUUCCGGCUUCCAUUCUCUUGGCCCUGGUGGAUGCAGGUUGUGUGAAUGUGUUGAGAAGGGCAGUGUAGGAGUUUGUUCAGCUGAAGAUGGACGCUGCCACUGUAAGGCUAAUGUGGAGGGACAGUCCUGCAACAGGUGCAAACCAGGCUCCUUCAACCUACAACUGGAUAAUCCAGAGGGCUGUAAGAAAUGCUUUUGUUUUGGCCACUCCCUCGCCUGCUUAUCUUCCAAUCAGCACUUGCCUAUCAAUAUUACAUCAGACUUCCUAGAAGAUCCAGAUGGCUGGAGGGGUAUAUUCUCUGGAGGACAGGAACAAUCCCUUAUCUGGAAGGAGGGUAAAGUCUAUCUGUUGCCCUACAGAGAGGAGAAUGGCUUCUACAAAGCACCUGAUAAGUUUCUGGGGAACAUGUUACGAAGUUACGGACGAAUCCUUAGUGUUUCAUUUACGGCUGAGCUGGAAGAGCUCUUGCCCAGAAGUGUGACUGUGGUGCUGGAAGGAUCCGGAAUAUCUGUUACUGCUAAUUUGUACUCUCAAAAAAAACCUUAUCCCUCAUUGGACAAGACACCUAUCAACACCCUCACUCUCAGGUUAACAGAGAAGGACGUACAGCCAUCUAUAGCCUCCUAUGAGUUUCUCCAAAUGCUCUACAAUCUGACUGCUCUACGUAUCAGCAAUGCAGGGGGCCAGAAUUAUACCUCUCAACUGUCCAGGGUAGCCCUUGAAUCUGCAGUCCAGGUUACUUACCACCCUGAUGUGGCAGGGCGUGUUCCACUUGCUCCAUGGAUAGAGUUGUGCACUUGUCCCACGGGAUUUGCAGGGCAGUUCUGUGAACUGUGCGCCCCUGGAUUUACCAGAGAGACCCCUAAUGGUGGACCUUUCUCCCCUUGUGUUCCCUGCAACUGCAAUCAACAUGGAAUCUGCCAUUCUGAGACAGGUGUGUGUGAAUGCACAGACUUUACCACCGGCCCCUAUUGUGAACGUUGCCAGAAUGGUUACUAUGGCAAUUCAUUGACUGGCAGCCCAGGUGACUGCUUACCUUGUCCUUGUCCGGAUCGCACCACCUGCGCCCAGGUACCAGAGACGGAGGAUGUGGUUUGUACCAACUGCCCAGUUGGCCAGAGGGGUGUAAGGUGUGAAUUGUGUGAGGAUAGUUUCUAUGGCAACCCGCUCGGCUGGAGUGGUGAACUGCAGCUGUGUGUGAGGUGUGAGUGUAAUGGGAACGUGGAUCCCAACGCAGUGGGUGUGUGCGAUCAUGUGACUGGACACUGUCUGAAAUGCCGGGGUCAUACUACCGGGGACCAUUGUGAAAAAUGCAGACCGGGUUACUAUGGAAACGCUUUGGCCAAUGAACUCAGCCCAGAGCACAAGUGCAAACCUUGUGCAUGUAACAUGGCUGGGACAUCAGGAUCAAUGAAUGAAUGCCACCCAGAUACAGGAAAUUGUGUUUGCCUGAGUCAUGUGACAGGUGUAACUGCAAUCCCAUUGGCUCCUCUUCUUCCAUAUGUCAUCCAGUCACAGGCCAGUGCAUGUGUCGAACAGGUGUGGAGGGGAAGUCGUGUGACACUUGUCGAGUGGGCUUCUUUGGUUUCUCAUCUAGAGGCUGCAGAGUGCCAUGACAAUGGGACGUGUUCUUGUCGCCAGGGGUUUGUUGGUUAUAAGUGUGACAAGUGUGAACUUAACUACUAUCAGAACCACCUGACCCACCAAUGUGAGGAGUGCCCUGUGUGCUACAGUCUCAUCAGAGACCAGGCCAUUAAACUGAAAACCAAACUACAGGAGUUGGAGAUGCUGCUCUCCAGCUAUGACUGCAAUAGAUUCAGUAGCCAGUAUCGUGGACGCCUGCAUUACUGGCGCCAGCAGCACAGGCACCAACAUAACGGCCUGGACAAUCACAUACAAAAGGACCAGGAUGAAGACUAUCUGCCCAAUGCCUUGGAGGACCUCCUUGCUAUUCAAGAGGCUCGUGAGGCCUUCAUUAAGCAGUUCUCACAGCUGGAAACAUCUGCACAGACCUUACAGCUACAGCUGCGUAGCAUUGCAGUGGCAAUGAACUGCAACCUCACGGAGAGUGGAGAGGAAUCAGUGGAAGAAAAAACUCAGAGGGGUGAAAAUGAGUGUCAAGAGCUUGUUGACACAUUAUCUGCUGCUCUUAAUAUGCAGAGUCGGCUUCAGAUGAUGACUCUUGAACUUAACAGCAUGGUUAUCCCCUCUGUAAUCCCAAAAGAAACAAACAAAUGGAAUGCCAUCGUGAACGAAUCUGAAGUGCUUGUGAAAAGUCAUACAGACACAGCAGUUCGUAUAGAACAGAUAGCAAAAGAUGCCUUAAAAAUGGCUGGCAAAGCUUAUUCUCAGCUGAAUGCUCUACUAGAAGACAACUCAGCAGAGUCUCAUGUACAGGAUCUCACAGAGAAACUGGAAGAGAUGCAGCAGUUGAAGGAGAAUCUGACUCUUGAGGUUAAUGAGACUUUAGCGACACACCUGUCACUUCAGGAGCAGAAUACUGAGAUAGCUGCCAUUUUACAGAACCUCACCACUUCACUAUCAGAACUACACAGGAUGGAUGCCAAUUUCACCCACACAGCAGAGGAGACCAAUAUGACAUCUUCCUCACAAAUGCUUAAUCAAACAAAUGUCACAGCAAGCCAGGAUCCAAAACUCUCACAGAGCGAGGACCUGAUGAACAGAACAGCAGAGUUGGACAUUUCAGUCCAGUCCAAAGAGCAUCUGGUAAAUAAGACAAGACAGGAAAUUCAGCCUCAUGUGGACAGUGCAGAAAAACACAUGAAAAAAGUUCAAGAGGCCAAUCAGCUGAUGGCUGUUGUUGAGGGAUUUAAGGUGUCAGCCGUCUCCUCCGUGGUGACAGGGAAAGAUGUGGAGGCAGAGAUCAUUUCUCUGCAUAAAGGUCUAGAAGACAUAGAACAGGACUGGCCUAAACUGCCUACAUUAAGCAAAGGGUUUCUGAAGAGAGAGAAGGUGCUUAAAGAGAAGACCCUGGUAGAGGUGAAGAAAAGAGUGAAACAGGGAGAGAGAAUGAUCAAACCUGCACUGGAGAAUUCUACAUUUGCAAGCAACACGGCUAAACAAGCUGAGGAGAUUGCAGACACAGUGGCUAAAGAUGCCAAAGCGUCCCUCACACAGGGGAAGCGGACAAAACAUGCAUCUGCAAAGUUGAGCUCAGCAGCAGAUGCCACCCUGGAGCAGUUGAUUGAGCUGGAAAGCCAAGCUGCAGAUAAGCAGGAGGCCAUGGAGGAUGAAGAGGACACUCUUUCCUCAGGGAGUGUGAUAGGCAGUAUGGAGACAGCCAAGAGUCAGUUGGAGUCAUUUUCAAACAUGCUAUCCCUGCUCCUUAAACAACUGGGAGCAAACGUGGUAGUAGAGAACUAUGACCGCAUCCUGAAUGAAACUGCAGCCCGUCUUCGUGUUCUCAGAGGUGCUGUGGAGAGCCCAUCACUCACUGGAAAGAUCCAGAAGCUUCGCAGUGCUGCACACGAUCAAGAGAAACAGCUGCAAAAUCUUGAGCAGAACCUACGGGAGAUUCGAGAGGAAAGAGACAGUCUGACCAACAUCGUCCAGAACUUGCCCAAAACAUGCCCGCAAAGUGGGUAAUGAACCGGUAGCAGGCCGAAAGGAAAAGGAAGUAGAGAGACAAUCUGGUUAGCUCUGUCUAAUUCUAAUCAGUGUCUUUAGAGAGACACUGAAGAAGCUUGAGGGAGUUAGUUACUUCAGAAAAUCAAAGUCAAGGGAAGAUGAAGUGAAAAGGAGGAACAAAACUCUAAAAUCCUCCUCUACAUUACAUUGUCAACUCAGUCUGUACACAUAAAAUUGCACAUAUAAAUGACACAUUUUGUAUUUAAAUCAUUUACUUUAUUUUAUUCAUGUGAGGAGACUGAAUUGGUUUAUUUACCAAUUUAGGAUUUGUCGUUAUUGUUAAAGUCAAAAUGGAAAAUUAUCCACUAUAGCACUUUGAUUGGAAAUCAUCAAUAUUCAAGCAUAAUCAUCAGUGGAUUUCCAUAGAUGAUCACACUGACAUUAUACAUGAAUAUUGAUGAUUUGUAGACUCUAUGGAAUUAUAUUAUGAAGUUGCAUGCAUUUGUAAUAAUAUGCAAUUUUCCAGUACAUUAAUGCUAACUAAUGGGAAUUCCUGAAAAAUGUGGUCCCUUUUGUGGACACAUGGGAGUGCCAUUUACACAGAUGAAUCUUGGUUUUUGUACACAAUAUCUUGCACAUAAGCUUGGAAACUGAGGAUUUGCUUUUAAGUUCAGUAAAUCAAGUACAAAUAAACAGAUAUGUUAUAUAUGUGUGUGCUAUGCAAGCUGUUUUUUUAAGACUUUGGUCAUACAUCAGUGUGUGUUUACAUGUGUGUGCAUGUUGACAUUCAACUUACUACUAAUUUAGUAUCUAACAUUUAAAGUAUUAAAUAUUUAUUUCUGUUCUUAAUAUCAAUCUGUU
Myxocyprinus asiaticus (Chinese sucker) is the source of this 6109-nucleotide messenger RNA. RefSeq names its product laminin subunit gamma-3-like. Bases 407 to 5266 code for a protein of 1619 amino acids. NCBI's taxonomy places the organism in Eukaryota, Metazoa, Chordata, Actinopteri, Cypriniformes, Catostomidae. The record is from RefSeq and is a predicted model, not a curated record. The transcript is spliced from 28 exons.